Amphibalanus amphitrite is the source of this 1493-nucleotide messenger RNA. Its product is annotated as phosphomannomutase-like. The record is from RefSeq and is a predicted model, not a curated record. NCBI's taxonomy places the organism in Eukaryota, Metazoa, Arthropoda, Thecostraca, Balanomorpha, Balanidae. Gene Ontology annotation, biological process: GDP-mannose biosynthetic process; protein N-linked glycosylation; mannose metabolic process. Gene Ontology annotation, cellular component: cytosol. Bases 280 to 1038 code for a protein of 252 amino acids. The transcript is spliced from 7 exons. Gene Ontology annotation, molecular function: phosphomannomutase activity.
AUUCCACGUUGCAUUACUUGUGCAUGGAAGAGCUCGGUCGUGUUUUUGCUUUUAUUGAUAGUAGAAAAUCUCAGAUCUAUCAUCUAAGGAACUUAUCGUAUUCUGCGGUAGGUAAGAAAUAGGAAGUAGGAGUAAAGUAAUUUUGGGGCAAGGUGGAGCUCGAGAAUGCUUGAAAUUUAAUUGAAUAAUUGAUUGCCAUUUUCAAUAACAUUGGAUUUCUGCUUAGUCUUCUGCUUCUUUUUCUGCUUUCUCCGCUUGUGCUUGAACAGCUCACUAAAGAUGGCCCCAAGAAAACCACUACUUCUUCUUUUCGAUGUGGAUGGAACCUUAACCAAAGCACGACAGGAGAUCACGCCGGACAUGACCGAGUUCCUCAGCUCUCUGCGCGAGCACGCCUGUGUCGGCGUGGUGGGCGGCUCGGACCUGCCCAAAAUCUGCCAACAGCUGGCAGGGGGCGACGAAAAGGCCGUGCACUCCAUGUGCGAGUACGUGUUCGCAGAGAACGGCCUGGUCGCAUUCAAAGGCGGCGAGCUGAUACAUAAGGCUGACCUAGUCGGGAAGCUGGGUGAUGAGUUCCUCCAGCGCUUCAUCAACUUCACACUGGGCUACCUCAGCAAGGUGCAGCUGCCACUGAAGAGAGGCAACUUCAUUGAGUUCAGGAACGGUAUGAUCAACAUUUCGCCAAUCGGCCGCAGCUGCAGCCAGGCCGAACGGGACGCGUUUGUAGUGUACGACACGGAGCACGGUGUGAGGUCUGCUUUAGUGGCCGCGCUAAACUCCGAGUUCAGAGACGCCAACCUUAGUGUCUGCAUCGGUGGCCAGAUAAGUGUCGAUGUCUUUCCGCGGGGGUGGGAUAAGACGUACUCACUACAGUUCGUCGAAAAAGAGGGUUUCGAAGCGAUCCACUUUUUCGGCGACAAGACGAGCCCAGGAGGGAACGAUCACGCCAUCUACGAGGAUCCCAGAACAGUGGGCCAUUCUGUGACCGAUCCCAGCGACGCCAGGCGGCAGGUGGAGGAACUACUGAAACUGCGCUGACGGCGCCCCUGGCGGCCGGUGGCGGAACUGCUGAAGGCGUCCCGUCCACUGCGCCCGUCCAGUUAGACCCGUUAUUCUCGCUCAAAGUGGGCUAUGUGGCGAGGUGUGCUACCUCGCCGUGGCCAUGCCUUUGCGAUGACUGUGUUGGGACGUAAACCGGGUGGGAACACUAGUGGCAUCUGGCGGAGAGCGCCCGAACUGCUCAUAUGACCCUAUUCUGAGUGUUGGUAUGAGUAGAACGGUCACUUGUUCUUGUUGCCCUCAGCAUUCCCUAGACUAUGCCACUGUCAUGUGGUUAUUUGUUUCAUAUGGACCUUGUUAUGAAUUUAGUUGUAGCUCAUUGUGAGUUUUAUAUAGAAAUUGUUGAUCUUUUCAUCUAUUUUGAAAGCAUCACGUGCAUUGUGGUGUAUAUUUUAUAUGCUUUUUGUUUUGGAAUUAUAUCACAAAUAAAUGGC